AUGGCGCUAGCUGCACAUAACUCUCUUCUUCCCAACAAAUCUUCUCUUAUUCCUCAAACCCAAAAUUAUCUUUACACCAAUUCUUCCUCUCUUACCGUCAGAUCUACAGCCAAACGCAUUUUAACCGUCCAUGCUGCGGACUCUUCAAGUUCCAAAAACCCCAUUGUCUCAGAAUCCAAGUCUCUCAAGCCAACGCCGCCGUCUGCAGCCGCCGCCGCAACAGCCACCCUAGAUACCAAGGCUCCUUCCAAGAAAUGGGUGUUGGACAGCUGGAAAUCUAAGAAAGCGUUGCAGCUGCCGGAAUACCCGAACGCUGAGGAGCUUGAGUCGGUUCUCAAGACCCUUGAUGACUUUCCUCCGAUUGUGUUCGCCGGAGAGGCGCGGAGCCUCGAGGAGCGGCUAGGAGAAGCUGCCCUGGGCAAUGCAUUCCUUCUGCAAGGUUUUUAUUGA
Messenger RNA from Fraxinus pennsylvanica, 450 nucleotides. Lineage: Eukaryota; Viridiplantae; Streptophyta; Magnoliopsida; Lamiales; Oleaceae. The record is from the annotation of a GenBank genome assembly.